Messenger RNA from Galendromus occidentalis (western predatory mite), 1784 nucleotides. Its product is annotated as A-kinase anchor protein 17A. Lineage: Eukaryota; Metazoa; Arthropoda; Arachnida; Mesostigmata; Phytoseiidae. Bases 374 to 1582 code for a protein of 402 amino acids. The record is from RefSeq and is a predicted model, not a curated record. The transcript is spliced from 10 exons.
UGUCGGAUGAUUCCCUCAUUACAGUGCCGACUUUCUUAGAUAGUUUCGCGGGAAGUUGUGAGAUGCUCGUGUUGCCGUUCUUCGCGUUUAUCUCAGAUUAGAUAGCUAUCGCCCUUCCUUGGUCGAGGAGUUGCCACGAUAGCGCCAAGCAGGGAUCGAGGCGAUUUUUUUUGGUUCAUAACGGAAUAGGCUUUCUCUAGGAAUAGUUCGUGGUAGUUUGGGGAGGACGCACACGCAUUUCCAGUCUGCAUCGUCCUCCUGGAAUUGGGAGUCUCUCAUUGGUUGCGCAAGUCUGCUCUCGAUCCUGGUCGGCAUACCCACCGCGUGAGAGCAAAGAAAGAAUCAAAAAUUACCGUCCACUGCCAACGGCGAAAUGUCAUCGAUAAGUCCUUGCUCGGAUGUGUCUGACAUGACAGAGCUCAACAAAAGCUUUGGGCUCUACCUGAAACCGAUUUGCAGAUCCAGCAUAACUCUCCUGCUGCCGGCGUCUUUAGCAAAACAGAGCAUCUCGAUUUCCAAUUGGGAUGUCCAGGAGAAAUUACAUCAAGUCGCCAAACCGGUGGAGUUCGACUCGAUUAAAGCUGUGAAGACGACGCUCGAUACGCUGAAAUUCGAAGUCGAAUUGACGAACAGAAAAGAUCUCAAACGACUCAUCAAACAAAUGACAUCUGUCGGUUCCAUCAAAAUCCAAGGAUGGCCGGAGCCCGCUCGAUUACAGUGCUGCGAGGCUAAAAUUCCGCAUCCCGUCAAGCACGACUGGCAAUCCUUUUUCAGGGAUGCCAAGGGCUUAGACGAAAUGAAGCCGGGUCAGAGACCGGAUACUCUAUACGUCAAGGGGCUCCCCAUCAGAUGGUUCAGAGAUGAGGAGACUCCGACCGAGAACCCGCAGCCCAGUCUCACGAAGGUCCAUCAAGUUUUCAAAGCGUUCGGCGAUGUACGAAUCGUGAACAUACCCAUGCUCGAUGAGCUCAAUAUGGAGUCUCAUGAGGGCGGAUCAGCUUUCGGCAAAAUGUCGGCUUCGGAGUUGGUAUUCGACGCUUACAUCCAAUACAGAGAAUAUGUCGGUUUCGUGAAAGCCAUGGAUUCUUUGAGAGCUCAGAAACUCGUCUACAAGCCAGGAGAUGCUUCAUCCAAGGACUCUAUGUACAGCGCGAACAUCGUCGUGGACUUCGACAGAACUCAACAUCUUUCCGAAGCAAAAAUCCAGAGGCGUGCGCUGGAACUUCGGAGGGCUAGAGAGAUAGCUUCGAGGAAGAAACGAGAGAAUCUCAAGAGAAAAAUGCAGGAAGAGAGGGAAGCUCUGAAAGCCGCACAUCGAGAAUCCAACAAGAGGAACGUGCAGGACGAAGCUCGUCGACUCUGCCGAAAUCUGAUAGAUCUCGUUGCUAAAGAUGUGGAGGGAGAGCGGAAAAGAAAAGACAAGAAGAAAACGGAACCUCCGGAGAAGCCCCAUGAUUUACUCAAAAUUCAGGCUGAGCAUAGGAAGGAAUUACUUCUGGUUCAAGAGCAGCUGUUACGAGAACGUCUGCUAAGAAGAUUACAGGAAAAGAAGUUGCGAUCAUCAUCGUCGAAUAAUCGCUGACCUCACGGAGCAUAUGCUUUUUACGUGGCGCACAAAUGUACGAGUCGAUUCAGGUCUCGGUUCCCGCAGCUGCUUGGGUUCUGAGAUCUCUGAAGUUGCGAGUCCCUAAGGUCGACCCGUGAGAAACCAAUUGAGAAACCAAGGAAGAGAGAGGCGAUACCCGAACGUCUGCCAUCGUCAUGGCUUGAAAAGUUGAAUGAAU